Molecule: messenger RNA, 1785 nt
Organism: Temnothorax curvispinosus
Lineage: Eukaryota; Metazoa; Arthropoda; Insecta; Hymenoptera; Formicidae
Gene: GatB
Product: glutamyl-tRNA(Gln) amidotransferase subunit B, mitochondrial
Exons: 10
Coding region: 87-1685 (532 amino acids)
Biological process (GO): glutaminyl-tRNAGln biosynthesis via transamidation; mitochondrial translation
Molecular function (GO): glutaminyl-tRNA synthase (glutamine-hydrolyzing) activity
Source: RefSeq, a predicted model, not a curated record
UGGCAGUUCUGAAUUAUUUUUUUCUCCCACGAGGAGCUCGCCGGCUUCUCUCUCGAACUUAGAUCGGAAAAUCAAAUCAAUGAAAAAUGUUGUCGAGGCGACGGACGUGCCUCGUCCUCGCGCAUAAAUGGAUCCGGAGGCGAAACGAUCUUUCACGGCGGUUUCUUUCGUCCAAGGUACAAAGAGACGCAAAAGUACGGGAGAAAUGGAAGCCCACCGUGGGAUUGGAGGUCCACGCACAGAUCGCCACGGAAUCGAAAUUGUUUUCCGCCGCGUCCACGGACUUCGCCCGCCCGGUUAAUUCGUGCGUCUCGUUCUUCGACUGCGCUACACCGGGAACAUUGCCUGUAUUGAACAGGAGAUGCGUGGAAUCGGCGGUGACAACCGCCCUGGCGCUGUCCUGCCGACUGAACGAGACUUCCUUGUUCGAGAGGAAGCAUUACUUCUACGCGGACUUGCCUGCGGGGUUUCAAAUCACUCAACAAGGACGACCGAUCGCGGUCAAUGGCGAAGUUAGGUUUCAUGUGUUCAUCCCGGGGCUGCACAAGUCCCCGUACUUGAAAUCUUCCAAGAUCAAGCAGAUCCAGUUGGAGCAGGACAGUGGUAGAAGUUUGCACGUCGAAGAUGCGGCGAGAAGCCUGAUCGAUCUUAAUCGCGCCGGAAUACCCUUGAUGGAAUUCGUGUUUGAGCCGGACUUGGUCGACGGCGAGGAAGCGGCCGCGCUUGUGAAGGAGCUUGCAUUUACAUUGCAGUUACUGGGCGUCUGCAGCGGCAAGAUGGAAGAAGGGGCACUUCGCGUGGACGCCAACGUUUCCGUGAGCAACUGCGGCAGUUUAGGCGUUCGAACGGAAAUAAAAAAUAUCGGAAGUGUGCGCGCUGUCGCUGCGGCUGUUCGAUAUGAGAUAAAUAGGCACAUCUCCAUUCUUGAAGUCGGUGACGAGAUGUUCAACGAGACUCGCGCGUGGGACGCGGUGAACAAGAGAACUGUUCCUAUGCGAGAAAAAGAAGACAAAGAGGAUUACCGAUUUAUGCCCGAAACGAAUUUGCCACCUUUACGCAUACAUCUUAGAGAAGAUUUACCGAAUAGAAGCAAUUUAGUCGAUGCCGUAGUGCUGCGAAGACAAUUACCCGAGUUGCCGGAACAGAUACGUCAGAGAUUACAGGACGUUCUUCGGAUAACUCCUGAAAUAAUCGUAGCUCUAAUGAGUGACUUCACAUUGUUACAAUUAUUUAAUGGAAUAAUGAGAAAAAAUGAGAAUCGCGAGCCGCAAUUGGUCGCAAAGUUUCUCGUAAUGAAUCUGUUGACCUUUCUCAAUAAAAAUAAACUAACAAUUGAAUUUUGUAUACCACGUGAAGAUUUUAUUGGUCAAUUGGUCGACUUAUUACAAGACAAAUUAAUUAAUUUAAUAACGGCGAAAAAGAUUUUAAAGGAAUUAAUAGCCGACUCAAAUAAACGACCAAAAGAGAUCGUUGAAGAGCGCAACUGGUUCCUGAUAUCAGACGAGAAGCAAUUAGAACAAAUGUGUUUAGAAAUUAUAGAGAAAAAUCCGAAACUUGUAUCAGGGUAUAAAAGUGGCAAGAAGAAAUUAUUUAACGCAUUGAUGGGAGAAAUGGCAAAAGUUACAGAGCAACGUGCAGAUUUGGCUGCUGUUGCAAAAAUUAUGGAACGAUUACUGAAAUCGUGAUAAAUGGUAAUUGCGGGAACGAUAAAUCUAUUACUGAAUUAGUAUUGUGAUAUGAUACUGUAAAUAAAACAAUCUGAGUAAACAAAUGAGUGUAAAAUCA